Messenger RNA from Nezara viridula (southern green stink bug), 597 nucleotides. NCBI's taxonomy places the organism in Eukaryota, Metazoa, Arthropoda, Insecta, Hemiptera, Pentatomidae. The record is from the annotation of a GenBank genome assembly.
AUGAUACUCUGUUUGCUGGAAGUCAUUGGGCUCUCCAGCAGGAUUUCGCUCCAGCUCACAAGGCCAGGUCAACACAGCAGUGCCUGCAAAAGAACAUUCCAGAGUUCAUCUCUGCCUCGUAUUGGCCCUCAGGAAGCCCUCAUCUCAAUCCACUGGAUUAUCGGCUUUGGUCCGAAAUCCGAAAGGAUGGCAUGCCACAGAACACACUCUAACUUAGAAGAAAGCCUCGAACAAUCUCUGGUCCGAGCAGUUGAGCGCUUACCUGAAGAAGUGUUGCGGCAACUCGAUAAAUAUUCAAACGGGGCAGCGGCAAAGAAAGUGGGUAACGUGGAGCAGAAGAUCGAUAAGCGGUUCUUUGUUUACUUCGCUAAUACUUUACUCCCCAGCAGGCAAUUUGGAAGCAAUAUCUGUUUGAAUAUAACUAAAGAAACUCAAUUCCAAACUUCAAAGGCAGGCUCUAUAAUAAUAUUGACGCUAUACAGCGAGGAGACCACUGAGGUUGCUACGGUAUUCCCUACUGCAAAGCUUUUAAAUGGGAUAUCAUUCAGUCACGGUGGCGUGGCACCCACGCGAGCGACUAAUCCAUCAUUCCUUUAG